This is a messenger RNA of Acanthoscelides obtectus, 951 nucleotides long. Lineage: Eukaryota; Metazoa; Arthropoda; Insecta; Coleoptera; Chrysomelidae. The record is from the annotation of a GenBank genome assembly.
AUGAACAAUGACAUUCCAUUUGGCGGCAAGAUUAUCAUAAUUCUAGGUGAUUUCAGGCAAUGCGCACCUAUCGUUCCGUUGGCAGGCAAAAAUGAAACUAUUUCUGCAUCAGUGAAAUGUUCCCAACUAUGGCAAUACUUUGUUCAGUACGAUCUUGUUACGAACGUUAGAGCAUUGCCACAAGAAAACGAAUUCAAAGAUUGGCUGAUGACCAUAGGAAAUAAUUCCGAAAUUUUACGUCGCUUAGAAAAUAGCAGAGACACUAUAGUUAAAAUUCCUAAUCGUAUCAUUGUAGAAGAUGUUACUGAAAGCAUAUACGGUAGUAAUUUAACUGAACACGAUUUCACAUUAUUACAAAAAGCGAUUUUGUCUCCACUAAACAUUCAUGUCAAGGAUAUCAAUUCAGUUGUUUUAGAAAAACUGCCAGGUAGGUCACGGCAAUACCUAAGUGUCGAUAGUAUUAUCCGAGAAGACGAUACAACCGAAAAUGCUGCUGAUGAUUUAGAUUCCGCAUGGCCGCAAGACUUUUUAAAUUCUUUGGAUGCUCCAGGACUUCCUCCCCACAUACUUACACUAAAGAUUGGCGCAGUUAUCAUUUUAACGAAGAAUUUAGAUGUGAAGAGAGGCUUAUGUAACGGCACACGUUUAUUGAUUCAUAAUUUACACGAAAAUUUUAUAGAAGCGAAACGAGUGGAAGAAUCUAAUAAUGAACCUUCGAUCGAAUUUAUUUCCAGAGUUGAUAAUAUCGCUCUAAAUUCUCUUGAUCUACCAGUCAACUUGAAAAGGAGACAAUUCCCUGUACGUCUGGCUUUUGCAAUGACAAUUAAUAAAAGUCAAGGUCAAACUUUGAACAGUGUCGGCUUAUUUUUACCAGUAACAGUAUUUGAUCACGGACAACUGUAUGUUGCACUAUCAAGAGCAAGAAGUUUUGAAACCUCAAGAUUCAAAUGA